ACUUCAGUGUUGAAGCUAACAUAUGUGUGUGUAAUAACAAUAUUCAGUCAUGCGCUUUCACUGUGUCCGCUGACACGGAGAAGUUGGAAUAAAGACUUAUUAUUGCUGCAUAAAAUAGAGACAGUUUUAUCACAAGUUUGUAACUACUCAAACCAAGGGUCGAAGACCGACUCCCCUGUCUCAAACGUGUCUUAAAUCAUGUCUCCAAUCAUAAUGACGCCAUAUUUAACAAGUAUCAGGCAGGCUGAGAAAGAUGAAAUCAAGGCCGCCAUGAGGACCGGUCAAAUAGUACAGCUGCAUGGCCCACCGAUGGUUGGAAAAUCAGUUCUAAUAGAGCAGGUCAUUGAUGAAAUGCAAACAAAUGGGACGAGCAAUAAUGUGGUGCAUUACUCUAUCGACUGCAAAGCUUUGAAAAGUUUCACGGAGUUCCUGCAGAGAACUUUUCUAAGCCAAGAGUCUACGUCUGCCAACAAUCUCACGUCUGCUAGAGGUCUCACGAGUACACUUGUACUUGACAAAAUACGGUCUGUACUAAAGGCUGACCCAAGCAGACGACAUAUAUUUGUAUUUCACAAAUGUGAAGCACUGCGCAUGUCAGGAAACGAUCACGAGUUUCUCAAAUUCCUCGACUGUAUUUCCAGACUCUCAGCAUCGGAGAACAUCAAAGUCAAUGUCAUCUUUACAUCUAACGUCAAAUUUCCCACCACUGGACGAGAUAUUGAGGACGUACAUCUUAGAAUGCUGACGGAUGAUCUGGAUGUUGAAAGUUUACUAAGACACUAUAGUCAAUGCAAGUCCGCGAUGGUCAACCAUGUCAGGAUUUGUCAACGGGUUCUUGCAUUUCCAGCCGGGAUAAUACAAUUUUCUAAAACAUUUCUGAAUACUGCUUCAACACAUUCAGCGCAAUCUUUGAUUCCAUUGAUUACAAGCGACCCUGAAUUCUUGUCAUCAAUAUUUCAAAGAAAACUGGAAGAGGCCACGAGGAUGAGGUGGCUGGACGAUAGAGACUUAGCUUUCAUAGCCAGAUGUCGUCCUGUCUUUCUGCGCACCUAUACACAAGAAAUGUUACACGAAAUGUUGGGACCUCAGGUCAGUACAAUGGAGCGCGAGAGAUAUCUCAGGAGACUAAGAGAGAGGCACGUCCUUGUAGACACACAUGACCUCAACAGACUCAUCUUCCACCCUUUAGUCACUUAUCUAUGUAUGACCUACAGUGGUUCACUGCGCUAUGGCAUCAGACAAAACCAAUCCUCAUUACUAACUCGUUCAGACGGCAACAUGAAUAUUACUGGGAGAGAUCUUCAGUAUUUCAGCCACUGGUCAGAGAUUAGGACGCUUCUACACAAGGCAGUACCUCAGCCCCGAGACGGGUCAUUGGAUGCGCUAUGCAAGGUCGGUGUAACGGCUGGCAAAGUAAUUAUUGUUGUCUUUGCGGAGAAAGAUGCCAGCCACCUAUACAACAAUCUGAUGAAAUAUUCAACACGCCUGGAGGCCAGUAAAGAUCUUGAUCUUGUUCUAGACUGGCAGCUCGCAGAAAGUUUUCUCGACUCCAAGUUGGCUCUGAAAAAGAAAAGUCAAUUACAUUUCUUUAAAUGGACAGCCAUUCAAGAAGUCUACGAAAUGUUACAGAGACAGGACUACAAUGAAAAAAUAAUUGAUGAAGUUGAUAAAGAGAACGAAAGCCUGCAACACUUUACAGAAACAGAAGACGAUAAUAAUAACACUGCUACUGAAUAUCACGUGACAGAUAGCAUGAGUGACUAUCAUUGCCCACAAAUCUGUACAGAAAGUCCAGUGGAUGAUUUGUAUUCAUUAUUUGAUACACUUCAUGAUACACAGACAGAUGAUUCUCACCAAUGUCCGUCACAAAGAAUUAAACCAAAUCAAGUAGAGGAUACUGACCUACGAAAAGCUUUGAAGUGUUACAAGAAAUCUUUAGAGCUAAGACGUUAUACUGGAGAUAUUACACCGUACAUAAUGUGUGUUCCUCUUGACAACUUGUCUUCCCUGCUGUUUCAGCUAUCGCAAGGAGGGUCCCUGACAGAUGAUCAUCUUCAUAAAGCUUUAGAGAUACUGUCUGAAACAAACUGGCAUUUCUGUGAUCAAGUUCUGACUCUGGAUCCUAUCACUAGGAAACACAAAUAUUUCCAGGCUUUUGAAUGCCUCUUGCAAGCCUUGUCUAGUUUAACAGAAAGAAAUCAGUUUGAUGAUUAUACAUCAACGUUUCUACUAGACCUUGCACAUCUACGAUUUGUGAUGGAAGAUGUAUCUCAAACUGGUGUGGGUGCACCUCAUCUGAAUAAAUCAGCAGAAGACUUUCUACAAGACAUAGUGUCCAUCAGAGAAUCUCCUCCACAUGCAGGUUUUGAUUUCCAUUCUAAUUACUUGUCGGCUUGUGUCCAUGGUAUGGUGUUACACCUGAGAAAUUCCAAGCGUGAAUUUGACAAAUACCAUUCAUAUUUCAAGGAUUACCGAACGUAUGUUAAAAAUCACAAACUAAUUAAAACUGAAACGAAACAUUCUAUCCUUUCGAAAUAUAACAAGUUGAGCAAGUACGUGAAGAAACAAAACUUUCAAAGUAUUAACAUCAAUAAGUUCCAUGACUGUGUAGCCGCUGUUUGCUACCGAUGUCCAAUGCUACGCCAACAUGCAGAAACAUCAAGGAGACCCCAGGCGCUGCGGGAGGACUGUAACUCUCGUAAAACACUGCCUUCCAUAUCAAGCGAACGGACGCUUUCCAGUGACGGGUCCGAGACCUGCUUAGGUGCAAGUGUUUCUAACUCUUCUGAAGCAGAGGAAAAGAUUGAGGAUAUGUUGAUGUUGGGCGAUGAGUUUGUUAUAAAUCCAUCCACAAUGGCGACAAGUGUUAUCAUCGCUUUGAACAGUUCAACCAUAGAGAGCGACAGUUUCUCGGGCAUCAGUAGUAUCAGCGAUGGAAGGGAGACUAUUAGUGUCUGUAAUCCAUCAAUCAAUGACUAAAGCUUAGAGAUUCUGCAAAUUCUAAAUACACCAAAGUGUUCUACAUCUAAUCAUUAUUUAGUAUAAACUAUUUGGAACACAUAAAACACUUUUUUAUCUGACAAUAAUAAUACCAACAGAGAAAUGUCUAACUGUUUGACAGCAUGUUAUCAUAGGGGGACUAAGCGAGAUUUGAAAGACAUCUUA
This is a messenger RNA of Biomphalaria glabrata, 3165 nucleotides long. RefSeq lists its product as uncharacterized. The record is from RefSeq and is a predicted model, not a curated record. The coding region runs from base 199 to 2979 and encodes 926 amino acids. Lineage: Eukaryota; Metazoa; Mollusca; Gastropoda; Planorbidae. The transcript is spliced from 12 exons.